GGGGGGGAGAAGGGGGCAGGGGAAUGGAAAUUUCUGGAACGACAAAGAUAAAAGGAUCUUCCCCUUCCCUCCCUCAAUUCCUCCCCCUUUUCAAUUUGCCCUAAUCACCAAUCCCACCGCUGCGAAACAUCAAGAACAGGCCUUUUUUCAUCAAUCAAACUUCUGAGUUAGUCUCCCGGUAUUUUGUAACAGUUGGUUCUCUCUUUAUACAUGAAACCGCAAUGCGGGGCUAUGAUAGAGAUGAACCGCAGGAUUAUGAUGAUUAUGAAGAUGAUGGAGUGGAGGGAGGGGAAGAGUAUGAAGAGGAUGGGGAGGAAGAAUACGAAGUGGAAGAACCUCCUAAGCCCACAAAGGAAGAACUGGAGUACCUUGAAUUGAGGCAGAAGCUCAAAGAUUCGAUUAGAAAGCAGAUGAAAAAGGAGAAUAGUAAUUCCAUUGCAGAUUCUAGCGCUAUAAAUAAGAAACUUCCUUAUGAUAAUUAUGGGUCUUUUUUUGGUCCUUCUCGACCAGUUAUUGCUCAGAGAGUUAUCCAAGAGAGCAAGUCAUUGCUAGAAAACCAGCAUGUGACAUCUAGGCUUUCGAACUCAUCCCACAUUAACAAAAACACAAACAAAGUAUCUAAUGGUGUAUUGAAAUCUUCUGCUCAUAAUCACCGACCAAAAGUCAGUGAGAAGCAGGUUAAAGCUCAGAAACUCAAGGUUACUAGAGAUUACUCAUUUCUUUUGUCUGAUGAUGCGGAGCUUCCUGCACCUACAAAAGAGCCCCUAUGUCGAAAUACACCCGCAUGGAAUUCUGAGGGACGACCAGCUCAUGUUUUAGGAAGGAGCAAACAACCUUUGGUCAAUAAUGGCAAGCUGGUUCGUGGCAGUGGUGAGGAUAGGAGACUUGUUGCUGGGGCUGGUCAUUUGGCUCCUAAAUCUGGGUCCAAUUAUAAGUUAAGUUCUACCAGUAAGUCCAGCAAGGAAUCAGCAGAUUCUAGAAGACAGCUUAGUAGCAAUAGUGGGAAUGGACUAGGCCGGCCAGUGGUGUUGAAAGGCUUGCCUUCAAAGAUGCCUGUUAGUGCCAUUGGGAAUAAAUCAUUAACACCUGGUAUGAGAAACCCUGUAAAUGGUGUGCAGAAACCACUUUCUUCAAAGUUGCAUUCAUCUAUUCCAAAGCAGUGUGUGGAACAAAGAAAAGGCAUACGAGAACAGAAUAAACCUAAAAUGAUACCAAAACAACCAUUGGCAUCAAUGAAAGUUCAGAUAAAUAAGCCACUUAAACAAAUUCCAAAGCAGUCUGAUGUGCAAGAUCACCGUCCCAAGAAUAAAGUUGGGAAACGACGCCAUGAUGAGGAUGAGGAUGAAAUGGAUGUCAGAUCAAUGAUCAGAUCAAUGUUUAAUUACAACCCUAACAAAUUUGUCGAUGAUGAUGAUGAUGAUGAUAUGGAGGCUGGCUUUGAUGAAAUAAUGAAGGAAGAAAGGAGGAGUGCUAAAAUUGCUAAACAAGAGGAUGAGGAGCAACUUAGGAUGAUAGAAGAGGAGGAAGAAAGAGAAAGGAGACGACGAAUGGCCAAGUUAAAGAAGCGUAAGCUUGGCCAGUAGUCAAUCAUAUACAAUGCUUGAUUUUAAUUUCAUGUCAUUGUUUGGUUCAUAUCGAAAUUAAAUUCCCAUCUUCAUGAUGUUUCAGUUUGGGAUUUGCAUUUAGUCAAUUCAUCGUGAUGAUAGAAUCAAAAUUUGGAAAUGAUAUUUUAGCUAUUGAACUAAGUACAUUUUUUAUAAUCAUAAAUCUAAAAUGAUUACAUUUAAGAAAGUCUUUUGGAAUUUGUUAACCCCCGUUGGGGGGGGGGGCGGGGACACAAAUUCCGGAAACUACCACAUAACAUCAUACUAUCAUUAGCACGGUAAUGAAUUAUUCUUUUUAAUAAAAAGUAACACUAGU
Abrus precatorius (Indian licorice) is the source of this 1920-nucleotide messenger RNA. RefSeq names its product protein SPT2-like. NCBI's taxonomy places the organism in Eukaryota, Viridiplantae, Streptophyta, Magnoliopsida, Fabales, Fabaceae. Gene Ontology annotation, biological process: regulation of DNA-templated transcription; nucleosome assembly. Bases 222 to 1583 code for a protein of 453 amino acids. The transcript is spliced from 10 exons. Gene Ontology annotation, cellular component: nucleolus. Gene Ontology annotation, molecular function: DNA binding; histone binding. The record is from RefSeq and is a predicted model, not a curated record.